AUGGCUGAAUUCCCAGGAACCACUUCACCCCCAGCGUCACCUACAGACUCUUGGCCAGAGGAAAUUGAUGAAAAUUUUCAUUAUCCUAUGGGGUCUAUUCCACAGGGCCUUUGCCUACUUAUCAAUAUAGGUCGUUUCAAAAGGCAUGAGAACAGGCCUGGAAGUAACAUAGAUGCUGCUAGCAUUAAGGAUGUGUUUGAAAAUGUUCUCAACUUUAAAGUGACCAUGAUUAUGGAUCCAACUCUGCAGGAACUACACCAAGUGCUGAUCAAAUUUUAUGAGAUCGACCAUUCGGCCUAUGAUGCAUUCUUUAUUGUUAUACUUAGUCAUGGCGAUUUUGGGAAUGUGAUUUAUACUUCCGAUAGUCAAUCAAUUAAAAUAAGUGAGAUCUCGGAUUACUUCACAUCAGGAAUGUGCCCCACACUUGCCAACAAGCCUAAGGUUUUCAUCGUUCAAGCCUGCCGUGGUUCUAAGCAUAAUAAAACUGUCUCUACUCAGUCUACUGAUAGUAAAUCAGGCAGUAGUCUUGAUUUUAUGUCACAUGGUUUAUCACAUGACGGUGGUGGCCUAUCAGGUGUCCAGAUUGACUCCAGCACUCCUGAUAGAAUUGACUUUUUUUAUGCUUUUGCCACAAUCGAUGAACAUGAAGCUCUAAGACAUUGUUUUAAUGGUAGCUGGUUUAUCAACGAAUUAGUUACUGGCAUCAGGCACUUUGCAAGAAAGUACAAAGAAGUAAAUCUGGAAGAGCUCAUAAAGAAAGUCAAUCAAAGAUUAUCAAAGAAAAAAUAUGAAGAUAGAAUGCAAGCUUGUGAAGUGACAUCUUCAAUCAGAAAGGAUAUUAUUCUCUCAGUCAAUUUAUCUUUUGCUUCACGAACUCAUUCAGAAACAAGUUCCAUGAUUUCAAGUCCCAGCUCAAGCGAAAUAAUGUUUAAUCAAAAGACAUUGCCCAAAUGUGUAUCUUCUAGCCCCAGAAAUACCAUGCACACUGAACUAGUUGCUACCUCAAUGUCUUCAACACCGAAUCAUUUUUACACAAGGUCAAGAGAGAGGCGGAGUUACUCACAUGGCUCUAAUAUCAGUUUACCAGUAGCAACUCUUUCAGCAAGGAGUGAGCUAGUUGCGUCUACAUCUUUCAUUCAUUUAAGACACCAGUACAGUGAGGGCUCAUCUUAUUCUAUGUCGAGAUUUUCUUUUUCUUCCAGUCUGGCAUCGGAAUCAGAAAUCAAUCUUCAUUUUUUAUCAGGAUCCUUUAGUUAUAAAAAGCCAGGAUACUGUAUUGUCAUCAACAACAAUCCCUCACAAUAUGGCCAUGGGAAAUUGGAAACAAUAAGAGAAGUAUUUUCAGAUAAGCUUGGAUUUCACGUACAAAUAUACAGUUCUCUAACUCGUAAAGGAAUUAAGCGCCUUCUGAAGACAGUAGCCACAAUUGAUCACUCUGACAUUUACUGUCUUGUUAUCAUUAUGUUAGGUAUAGAAAAAUCCAAAAAACUUGAAAUAUCUGAUAUUGUUACUCCUUUUAAAAGUGAUGAGGAUACCCCAAAAGUGUUUUUUUUCGAAACUAAUUUAAACGACAAAGGUUAUGCUUCCUUUUAUAAUGAGCUUAUCCCACUAGAUAUACCUCAGUCUUUCAUUGCUAUCAUCAACGAUAAAGUGCAGAUGGAAGAAACCUUUCUACAGUACCUCUUGCAAACAAUAAAGAGUUCUUUAGUUGAAAUCAAUUUUCAAAAUAUGAUGAAAAGUUCACAGAAGGCUUUUAGUGUGCUUCAAAGUGAACGUAAUAUCAAGUUCAUUGAUAAUCUAAAAGACAGCCUCAUUCUGAAGCUAUUAAAAAGUGAAGCAAGGAAAAGAGAUCAACAACAAGAGUCGGGACUUAAUGAUAGCAAUCAGAAACAGGUUGAACUAAUUCUAGCUUUUAGACUUCUGGCUGUGAUAAGAGAAGACACCAUUAGGCUGCUAAGAUUCAGCAGUGGAACUAUAAUGCAGGUAUGCAAAUCCCUACAUAUUUCAGAAGGAAUGCCACCUUCAUGGAAACAAGCUGGAACUGCUUUGGCACUUCGGACAACAUUAAGGUUACCUGUUAUUCCUAGUGCUCGGGGAAAAUCACUUGCUGUUUCUGUAACAGACAAGCUUAUAUCAAUGGCUAAACUUGAGAAAGUGAAAGCUGCUAUUGAGGUGGAUAGACAAUUAAUGGAACAUGUUAACGUACUAAUGGUGGAAUGUCAUUUGGUAGCACCAAAUGAUGUCUUGAUCCUACCGCCAGAGCUAUUUGAGCUGAUAUCAAAUUGCAUCAAGUUUUAUAAAAUAUCAGAGGCCGAAGCAAUGCAGCGGCUUGAUGAGUACGUAGAAUUAUUACAUGAACAAUAUGUCAAAAUAAUGGGCAAAGUCCAAGGGAUACACUAGUCAGAAAUAUAAUGUUUAUUAUAGAUGUGUGAAAAUCAUUUAUUCAUUGUCACUGACAUAACAAUGAUACCACACACAUCUAAUGUUAAUCAUGAAGUGCCAAUAAUAUGGCAUGUCUUGGACAAUGAAUUUGAUUAUAUAACUGGGAAGAAGUGUUUUGUCUAGAGCAGAAAGAAUGGAUAGACAAAACAAAGAAAGUAUGUAAAUAUUUGGCUUUCUCUUUGACCAAUUUUUGCAUAAUUUCCUUAACAGGCCGUUAUCCAAUGGAUGCCAACCCAAUAGGACACUGUCUCAUUAUCAAUAAUGUUGAGUUCACUGAUGGUGGCCUAGCUGAGAGGGUUGGGAGUGACCAAGAUGCAACCAAAUUAGAGGAACUGUUUGGCAAUUUUCUUAAUUUUACAGUAGAAUUGAAGAGAAACGUUACAAAAGAACAGUUAGAAUCAAAGCUAAGACACUAUCAACAUGAGGAUCACUCGAAAUUUUGUACUAUCUUUGAAAAAUGAAAAAAAUGAAGAAAUGAAGAAAUGAUAAAAAUGAAGAAUUCUCUCCUUUUCAUUUUUGGCAAAAUUAGGCCAAAAUCUGAGUCAUGGAGAUGAAGGAAACAUUAUUAUGUGUCUGAUGGCCAAGCAAUCAUACUUGACGACAUUUUAAAGUAUUUCUCUGCCAGCAACUGUCCCUCACUUGGUGGGAAACCGAAAGUUUUCAUUGUUUGAGGAUGUAAUGGGGAUGCUUCCUUGCCACAUGUGGCAGAUCUCAGGGCAAUCAUACUUGUCUUAUGAGGCAGCAUUCCAGAAUGCUGGAAUGCUGAACAUCUUGAAGGCGUCCUCAGGGCACCUUCAAGAUGUCUGAACAAAAAACCACUCUACCAGUUCAUACUAUGCAGAAGAAAAUCACAGUAAGGUGGAAUGUUAUAGGUGUGAGGCAGUCAUUAUUUUAACAAAAUUAAUGUAGAAGUGGCAAGAAAGGACGUAGAUCUAUAUGCGGCAGCAAAGAGAAGCAACAAUCAUGCCAGCUAAAAUCUUGAAAAGGCAGCUAUCCCACAACAAGCACCAUGCAAUGCACCCUGGACCACAAACCACAUCUGCAGGCAUAGACUCUGAAGACUAUUCCUUAUUUACAUGGCCUUCCAAUAGUGGACUCAUGCACAGUUCAAAUAAACGAGGCUGAUGAUGAAGAUGAGGUUGUUAAAAAAUUAUAUGCACAAAAGAAAAAGGCUGAACAAACAAAGACUAUCCUGGCCAACACUUGCUAUAAGUUUCAUUUCCUGUUUGUAGUCAUUCAUGUCUGCAUGUCACUUUUACUUCUGUUCAGUAAUCCAGCAUUAUCAAUCAUUAUUGUA
Molecule: messenger RNA, 3739 nt
Organism: Amphimedon queenslandica
Lineage: Eukaryota; Metazoa; Porifera; Demospongiae; Haplosclerida; Niphatidae
Exons: 4
Coding region: 1-2400 (799 amino acids)
Biological process (GO): proteolysis
Molecular function (GO): cysteine-type endopeptidase activity
Source: RefSeq, a predicted model, not a curated record